This is a messenger RNA of Hydractinia symbiolongicarpus, 5789 nucleotides long. Its product is annotated as sperm flagellar protein 2-like. The record is from RefSeq and is a predicted model, not a curated record. The transcript has 59 exons. NCBI's taxonomy places the organism in Eukaryota, Metazoa, Cnidaria, Hydrozoa, Anthoathecata, Hydractiniidae. The coding region runs from base 48 to 5684 and encodes 1878 amino acids. Gene Ontology annotation, biological process: nucleobase-containing compound metabolic process. Gene Ontology annotation, molecular function: nucleobase-containing compound kinase activity; protein binding; ATP binding.
AUUGUUUGUUAUAUUUUACAGAAAACAUGUAAUGAAAAUUGUCAAAAAUGUCUGAAAUACUCUGCAAAUGGCUUAACGAGGAUGUUAAGUUAAGCCAAAAAGUUGAUCCAAAUAAUUUUGCGGAAUGUUUCGGAAAUGGCUAUCUUAUUGGAGAAUUACUUAGUCAAUAUGGAUUACAGGACGACUUCAGUUUGUUCUCUCAAUCACGAUCAGCUGAUACAAAAUUGAAUAAUUUUUUCCGCAUAGAACCAACAAUGGCGUUACUAGACAUCAAGUUUGACACAAACAUGGCGAGAGAAAUCAUCAAUGAGAGACCUGGAAUGGCCACCAGACUACUGUACCAGUUAUUUAUAGCAUUGGGGAAGAAGUCUAAAAUGAAUUUAACAGGUUUUGCUAUGGAGACUAUGCGACCACUUGGUCCUGCCAGGUUAGGUGUUAUCGAAAGCGACAUGUACAAAGAGAGAUUGAAGACAUUAGUUCCACGACAAGUUGAUGUUGACUUUGAUAAAUUAGUGACAAAGUAUGACGAAAAACAAAGAGAGGUGGAGGAGCAAGCUUUAAGAGCUAAGCAAGAAGAGGAGAGAAAGUUAAAAAAGUAUCAGCAAGGCUUGAGGCAAAAAGAACUAGAAAGAUCUCGUCAAAUAAGAGAACAACAGGACAAAAUCAUGGCUAAAAUUAAAGGAGCGAAUGUCAAAAUCCCAAAGCCCCCACAACAAAAGAAAUCUGGGAAGACUCAGCAAGAGGUAUUAAAGGAGAGGGAAAUCCAGAGUGUUUAUUGCAACAUUGACAAAUUUGAAAAACGUUUGCAAAAUAUGAGAUCAAUUGCAUCACCAGAAUCUUCAGAUCAAAUUAGGGAAAUUGAUGUUGAUAUUGAAACAUUUCUCAGCGAUUCCCAAACUAAGAAGUCCCCGAAAACAAGUGACUUUGUCAAGCCAGAAGAAAACUUUGAUUAUGUGAUGAAGAUCAGACAGCGACUCAAUGAAGAUGCCAAUGCACGAAAAGAAAGAGAAAAAAGAAGAAGAAAAGUACUUGUUGAGCAAAUGGAAGCACAUGAAAUUCAACAAGAGAGCGCGAGGGAGAACAUUCUUGUUAACAGACUGAUGAGACAGUCUCAAAUGGAGCGCAGAAUAGCUGUGCAACUUAUGCAUGUUCGCCAUGAAAAGGAGGUGAUACGGAAUAACAGGCUGGAAAGGGAACGUCAGUUCACAGAAAGAAGAUUACAAGACUUUCAAGAUGCUCUGGAAAGGGAAGCUGCAAUAUGUCACCAAGCUAAAAUUGACUAUGCCAAAGAUGUCCAACAAAGUCAAGAAUUGCAUGAUUCUAUUGCAAAAGAACGGGCAUUACGGAAAAGUGAAAAGCAUUAUGGCAUAUGUAGAGAGAUCUUAUUGGAUAUUGUUGACUUUGCAUGUAAAGUGGGAGAGUACAGAGAAUUAACUGAAAAGCACCUGCCACCAAAAAUUGUGAGGGAAUGGAAAGCAUUGUUUCUAAACUCCAAGCCUUUGUAUGAGUAUCCUGUUGUGGAGGUUGACCCUGAAGCAGAAGAAUUGCUUGCACUGGAAGAGUCUAAACAAACAUUGUUGGAUGAAGAAGACUUUUUAGAGUACAAGAAUUUUGUUGGAGAAUGGAUACCUGUUGAAGGACAAUCUUCUGUUGUCAAGGAAAACACUGUGCUUGGUUUUAUUUUAAAACGAUUAAAUAAUAUUUUAUAUCCUCCCACUCCUCCACCUCCAGAACCUGAGUUUCCAGCUUUUCCAAUCAAAGUUUGUGUCCUUGGCAAAUUCUUUUCUGGCAAGACACGAGCAAUACAACAAAUUGCUUCCACUCAUCGUAUUCAAUUACUGGAUGUCGAAGUAAUUGUUGAUGAUGCUUUGGAAGCAUGGAAGUGUCAGGAAAUGAUACCCCCAGUGUUAGAUAUUGAGCUUGCAUCAAGGGAGUCUUGCUCUGAAUUAAAACUGGAAUGUGAUGGUGAAAUAGUAUCUGAAAGCAAGGAAUUUCAAGAAACAGAACAAGUUGUACUACCUGAAAAAGUGAUGGAAACUACUGGCCAACCAGAAACUAACGAGGAUGAAAAUCCUGGAAAAGUAGUCACACGAAACAGUGAAGCUGCUUCAGCUACACCUGAUACUAGCUUAAAAAAGGGUAGCAUAGCCAUGACAGAAUCUGAUACUUCCCUACAUCUCACUGAAUCAAAAGAAAAUCAAUUAACACUUCGUGCAAAGUUGGGUGGCAAGGCAAAUGUUUAUUUAAAGAAAGGACGUGGAAUUCCAGAUUCUUUACUUGUUGAUAUUUUAGUGGAACACAUUAGGAACAUUCCAGAUGGAACAGGAUGGAUUAUUGAUGGCUUCCCAAUGAAUAUUCAACAAGCCAAGUUACUUGAAAAGGCCUUGACAGGAUACGAAGCUGCUCCAAGUCCUCGCAAAUCUGUGGUGAAGAAAGGGAGGAAGUCUCGACUUGCACCUGACCCAUAUCCACCUGCUGAGGUGAAAGUACCCAAGAGUGGUAUCGAUGUUGUUGUUUUAUUCGAUGUGUCUGACGAGGUUGUUUUAAGAAGAGCAGAAGGAAGAUCUUAUGAUCCAGAAACCGGGGAGGAGUUUCAUGAAGAAUUUAACCCUCCUCCGGAGGGUUGUUAUACUGGUUUGCAGAGCAAGAAUAAAGUUAAUUCAGUAGUUGAUACUUCCAACGACAAAGAGCAAGCUCAAAUAAGAUUGACUACAUUUCAAGAUAACUGGCCUAAAUUGGAAAAAUGGUUCAAUCGCUUUAAUGUCUUACAGACAGUAGAUGCAGACACUUCAUAUGAAGAUGUAUGUUCCCAACUAAAAGACAUUUUGGACUCUACACUACAAAGAUUAGUGACGCCUGUACCAGAGGAUGAACCAAUACAGCAGAAAAUAGAUGAAGAAGUAAUUGCAGAAAAUCUAGCUAAUCCUGCUGCGCCGGAAGCCCCUCCAGAGGGAGGUGAGAAAGACUUAGGAACUAAAACAGAACUGAAAGAGGAGACCAGUGACCCCCCAACACCUGCAGAGGUAUCGAAAAAAGGACAAAAGAAGGACCCAGAGUCACCCUCACCGACGAAAAAAGGUAAAGGCAAGGGAAAAAAAGAAGGAGGACAAACACCUACUAAGAAGAAGAAGGAAAGUGCUUCAUCAAAAAGGUCUUCAUCCACAAAAUCAAGUUCACAAUCACUACGUAAAACUGAGAGUCAUGUUGAAGAAGUCGUUAUUACCAUCGAGGAACCUGUCGAACCACCUUCUCCUGAACCAGGUGAUGACGACUGGGUGUAUGUGGAACAGCCCAUCGACGAGGAGUUUGUUCAAAUGCUUUUAAAUAAUUGGGACAUAGUAGAAGAAACCUAUAUUGCUUCGUGUAAACACACGUUUAGAAAGAUUCGACAUGAGAAUGAGGCUAUUUACAGAUAUUUUUACACCACUAGAAAAAACUUUGUCGAGUUUCUACAAAGACCAGACGAGAAGCAAAUAUAUGUUUCACAGUGGCAAAAGGAAUACAACGAUUUCCCCCAUGAUAUGAGAAGUGACGAAAAUGCUAAAGCAGAACUUCACCAGAGAGUUGAUGAUUUAUGUGACGUGCUGUGGGACAUUUGUGACAGUCGAAAAGAAGAUGCAGAAAGUGAGCGAAACACAAUCAUGACAGAAGGAUGGUUGGAAGACCAUCUUGGACUGCUCGCAAACCAUUACAUAUCCUUGGUACAGAUGGAGAUUGAUCGAUAUCAACAGACAUGUAAAAUGGUUAGAGAUUAUUACGUAGCUAUGGAGGAUGGAGAUGACGCGCAAAAAGUAAAACUUCUAUCAGAUGGUGUGCCACAAUUUAGCAGAAUUCCAUUGAUUGACAUACCAGCUACAUUACCUCCCUCACCAAACGAACCAGAGUUGACAGAGACAUCGUCUUCACAGCUAUCUGUAACUGCAUCAACCACGACGAAACCUACACUAAAGACACCUGAGCCUUCUGCAGAGGAAAAGAAAGGAAGAAUCCCACUUAUUUCGAGACAGCCUUCACCUGGCGAUCUUUCUCCAACACGAAUGGAAAAGAAAAGAAGCUCGUCGAGAAAAGAAAAAGGAAGUGCAGAGAACAUGGAGAGUCCACUGCCUCCUUCAGAUCAAGAUGAAAAACUCCUUUACGAUGCAGUUUUACAUGCUUUUCAUGUCAUCGAAGCACAGGUAGCUUCUGAUAUAGCUGACGAUGAAGCAGAAGCAAGCUUGAAGGCUGACAAAACCAACAAUGAAUUGACAAAAAUUGCUUCAAAGGACAAAAAGGGCAAAAAGCUUGAUAAAGAGCGGAAAAGUCCAUCGAAAGUGUCGAAAACGCCAGUGCGAGCACCGACACCAGCUCAAAUUGCAAGCCCGCUUGACAUUAUGAGCGAAGAAGAAUUGCAACGACAGAUGAUGCGCGAGAAGAUGAGAAAAGAAUAUAAAACUAUCGUACGAGUAGAAGCUACAGGUUUGAAGUCGCGCGUGGAAUCGAUUAGAACACAUGGCGGUAUGGUUAUUAAAAAACUAAAGGAGAAAACUCAAGCAACGUACACUGACAUGGACAAUUGGUUGGGAAAAAGAUUUUUGGAAGAAAUGGAGAGCAUUUCCAAAAUGGCUGACGUGAUUCGGCAAAACAUCGAAAAUGAAUGCCAAUUGCAAGAUGCUGUCAUAUUGGAAGAUAAAGAGUUUUUCAUUGACGACGACCUGCAUGUAUUUAAAACUCCGCCUCCACCACCCAUCCUAUCUCCCAGAGAAGAAAGCCAGCCCGAUAUAUUUACAUGUGUGCAGUUACAAGGGCUUAGCAAGCAUUUUAAAGAAAUAGCGCCAUCUGGUUUGGUAAAUAUUAAAGCCUUCGUGAAUGUUGUAACAGAUAUGACUGCGUCAACGGCUUGUUUGGAAACCGUUCCCGAACGAUGGUUGAAUAUCACUCCAACACAGUUGGGAACGAUAACAUCAGAGCUAGCGAUUAACAAUGAAUACAUUAACUGGAAAGAAUUCAUGGUUUAUCUGUCUGUUCCAUACCCUAUACCCUCAGCAAAUGAUUUGAGAAAUGCUGUGACGGGGUAUCAAUCAGCUGAUCCAACUUCUUCUGGUGUCAUUACUGAUACAGACUAUCAACAGAUUCCGAUUUGGUUGGAAGAACAAGGUGAACAUCUGGAAGAGAAAUACGACAGAGCGAAGAAUCUUAAACAGAUUUUCUUUGAAAUCUUCUCAUUCGAAACAUGUGAAGGAGAUCUACUCAACUACAAAGACAUGCUGCUUUAUUUCGUGACGAGUGAUGAUGCACUGGAUGGUUUGUUGACUGCUUUAAGUAUUGUGUCCGGGCUAACUCUACCAGAUGCUCACUUACUAAGAGGAUUAUCUUCUGACAGUCAGGAAAAUAUUAUGGACGUGGAUGUUCUAGCACAAGAUUGGAUGCAGGUAUUUAAUCACGGUGAGCGUGGCCACGGUGGAGAUCACAGAUUUAAUUUAGACGUCAGUUCGUCCGGGUUACAUCUAAAGGACGAAAUCGAAGGUGUGUAUGAAGACCUCGGGUACACGAGCAGUGAUGCGAUUCCUUUAAAACUACUUUAUGGACAUCCUUUGAUGAGGGAUUUAAUAGAUGGAUGCGUUAAAUAUACAAAAAAGGAUAUUAACAAGGCAUUUUCAGACAGAGGAGAAGACAUCAUUGAAGAAGAAGAACCAGUAGUCACGUGAUAGAAUGCUGCUAUUCCAGCUUUUACGUAGAUAUGUAUAAUGAUGUUUUUUUUUUAUCAAACAUGUUGUAAUAUAUUGAUUCCAUAUAAAUUAUUGUUCAUCUGA